Messenger RNA from Durusdinium trenchii, 1053 nucleotides. The record is from the annotation of a GenBank genome assembly. Lineage: Eukaryota; Dinophyceae; Suessiales; Symbiodiniaceae.
GGCUCAAAGUUGAGACGGAUCACCACAAAGAACACGGAGUGGGCCUGCAGCGCCAUUUUCCGCCGAAGGUCGCUCAAGGCGGCAUGACGGGUGCGGCUGUGGUUGCGGUGGGCCGGCCAGUGAUUGUGUCACCAGAGACGCAGGUGGUGAAACUCGGUGAAUCACCGAAGGGAGUGGAUCUUGGAGAUGUGCCCUCGGCAGUAGAGGUGCAGGGCAAGGCGGCGCCUCCAGAGCAGCCUGUAGCAGCCAAGCCAGAGGUUCCUGCUGUGCAGCCGAUUGCAGAGGCUACUGCUAGGUCAGCCAGUUUCACAUGCAGUGUUGACAAAAACGGACAGCCGUUGGGUAUCCGUGUUGAGUACGUUCGCGACAAGUGCAUUGUCCUUGCUGUGACAAGUGGCCUGAUCCCAGCAUGGAACAACGCAAACCCCGACAAGGCUGUUCGCCCUGGGGAUUGCAUCUCUCAGGUUAACGGGGAAGCUGUAAGCGGAGCCCAGGCUGCAGACAAACUGGCUCAAAGCGCUGGCAAGGUGGAACUUCUCCUCGAAAGACCACAGGAGCUUCGGAUUCCUAUCCAGGUUGGCGAGGUGCUUGGAAUCAAGGUGUCAGAACUACUUGAGGGCUUCGGCGUGGAGGUGACGGAGGUGAAGCAAGAUGGCCAGAUUCCUUCUUUCAACAAGGACAAGCAACUGGCUGUGCGUCCAAGUGACCGGAUUGUUGCGGUGAACGGAAAGCAAGCAAGCUCUUCGGAACUUUUCGAGAUGGUCGCAGCUAGCAGCUGCCAGGAACUGUUGGUGUACACAUAUUCCUGAAGAGCGGGAGGCAGUGGCGUUUUGCGCAACUGAAACAGGUUUCGGCCCCUCAGCAACUGCUGAGCACUGGUUUUCAAUUGUGCCUGAACGGAUGUGGCAGACUGAGAUGGCAAAACGCCAUGCGAUUGCUACGCUGCUACACAUUUUUGAUUAACAUUUGCAGCUUGGGGCCCCGGCAAAUCCUGCACUGAUUGGUCCUUUGUGACCAUGUUAGGCGCAGUCAGAAGUUGGUUUGGCGAAGGGU